GUUAUGUCACAAGCCAAAGAUACGCCCAUUAAAGGUCAGUCUUCAUCUGAAAAGCAGAAAAGAAGAUGGCAGCACAAGGCCAGUUGAAAGGAACAGCGUAAUUACCUUAGUGAACAAGGCCUCAGCACACUUUUCAAUGAGGUGAAAGCAAAGGGCCAUCAGCUUAUCGCAGCCAGUGGCUGUGACGGUGACUGUGCUCAGGAGCUUCCUCCGGUCAGGAUCCUCCCAGGCUGGGGCAGGUGUUCAAAAAGGGAGGGAGACAAAAAAACAGCAGGAGGCGUUGCUUAGGAUUCAAAAUAAAAUUCCAAAGUUCCAGAACAUCACUCAGCGUCCUGCCCCAACAGGCAAAGCUUGGAACAGGAGAAACAUUUCACCAAAAGUUUCGGCUUGCCCUGAAAAAUGGCGAGAAAGACGUUUUCUAACUUGGAAAUAAUGCUUAUAGUUUUGUUCAUCUUAGUGGUUAUUGUGGCCGUUGUUUUAAUUGCACUUUUAGCCACUAAUCAACCGGGAACUACUUGCAAAGAUACAACCCAGCCUUUCACCCCAUUUUGUCCUUUCUCCAUUCAUGAUAAUGAUCGAACCAACUGCCACCCAGAAAAUGGAGCUUCAAGGGAACGUUGUGAAGCUCGAGGUUGCUGUUGGAAACCAGUGAGCAGUGGAAAUGGGCCCUGGUGCUUCUUUGCUUUGAAUAUUGGAUACAAGAUCAAGGAAAGUCAAAAGAAAACUCAAACAGGGUUUGAAACUCAGCUGUACCGUUUACCUUCUCCCUCCCUUUAUGGAAAUGACAUUGAAAGAUUGCUAUUGACUGGAGAAAGACAGACAGCAAAUCGCUUCCGAUUCAAGAUUACAGAUGCUAACAAACGUCGAUUUGAAGUUGCGCAUGAAAACAUUAAAUCAUUUGAGGGUCCUGCUACAUCGAAUCCUAAUUACGAAGUUGAGCUUAAUAAGAAUCCUUUUGGAAUUAUAAUCAGGAGAAAGUCCACCAGAACUGUUCUGUUUGACACUUCAGUGGCACCAUUGCAGUUUGCUGAUCAGUAUUUGCAAAUAACUGCCAGACUUCCCAGUCACAACAUUUAUGGACUAGGAGAGCAUGUUCAUAAACACUAUCGUCAUGACACUAACUGGAAGACCUGGCCUAUCUUCACCAGAGAUGCAUUUCCUAAUGGGGGGAUGCAUAAUCUCUACGGACAUCACACUUUCUUUAUGUGUCUGGAAGGGGAGAGUGGCUUAGCCUUUGGUGUUUUUUUGCUGAAUAGCAAUGCAAUGGAGGUUGAACUUCAGCCAAGCCCAUCAGUAACAUAUAGGACAAUAGGUGGAGUUCUGGAUUUUUACAUCUUUUUGGGUUCUUCACCUGAAGACGUUGUUCGUGAAUACUUAACACUGAUUGGCAAACCAUUAAUGCCUGCAUACUGGGCUCUGGGAUUCCAACUUAGUCGCUGGGGUUAUAAAAACCUCAACGAUGUUGAAGCUACAGUGAAGAGGAACAGAAAAAUCAAUCUCCCAUACGAUGUCCAGAUCACUGAUAUUGACUAUAUGGAAAAUAAAAAGGAUUUUACUUAUGACUUGGUCAAAUUCCGUAACCUACCUCAAUUUGCUCAUGAUUUACAUAAUCAUGGGCAGAGAUACAUCAUCAUUUUGGAUCCAGCCAUUAGCACUCAGAGGCUUAUAAAUGGUUCCUACCAUUCUUUUGAUAAAGGCACACAAAUGGGAGCAUGGAUCAAUGAAUCUGAUGGAAAGACACCCCUUUUAGGAGAGGUUUGGCCAGGUGAAACUGUCUUCCCUGACUACACAAACCCUCAGUGCAUUAACUGGUGGGUGGAGGAAUGUGCAAAAUUCCACCAAAAAAUUAAAUAUGACGGACUUUGGAUUGAUAUGAAUGAGGUGUCAAGUUUCAAGAAAGGUUCGAUAAAAGGAUGUGUUAAGAAUCAAUGGAACUAUCCCCCUUUCAUUCCAAGGAUUCUAGAUAAACUGAUGUACUCUAAGACCCUUUGCAUGGAUGCCAAACAGACUGGGGGAAUGCAUUAUGAUCUUCAUAGUCUUUAUGGACACUCUAUGAUACUUGCAACUGAACAAGUAAUUAACAACGUGUUCCCUGGAAAUCGAAGCAUUAUUCUUUCUCGAUCAACUUUUGCUGGGUCAGGAAAGUACACAGGACACUGGCUGGGAGAUAAUGCAGCAAACUGGAAUGACAUCAAGUGGGCAAUUCCAGGAAUGCUAGAGUUUAAUCUCUUUGGUUUUCCAUAUGUAGGAGCAGACAUUUGUGGUUUCUUUGAUAAUUCAACUGAAGAACUUUGUAGGAGAUGGAUGCAGGUUGGAGCGUUUUAUCCAUUUUGUAGGAACCACAAUGCUGAGGGAUAUAAACCUCAAGAUCCUGCUUCUUAUGGUGAAAACUCUCUUUUAGUGAACAGUUCCAAACAUUACCUGAAUAUUCGGUACACAUUGCUUCCUUACCUUUACACACUGUUUCACAAGGCUAAUGUCUAUGGUGACACUGUAGUCCGACCGCUGCUUCAUGAGUUUCCUUCAGACAGUGCAACAUGGGCUGUCGACCGUCAGUUUCUAUGGGGCCCUGCUCUUCUUAUCACUCCUGUGUUGGACCCUGGUACGGAAAAUGUCACUGCCUACGUACCUGAUGCUGUUUGGUAUGAUUACGAAACAGGUGUUGCCAUAUCUUCACGAAAGCAGUUUGUGAAUAUGCAUAUUCCAGGAGAUAAAUUGGGACUUCAUGUCAGAGGUGGAUUUAUCUUCCCAACACAGCAACCAGCAAAAACCACUUUUUAUAGUCGGAAGAACCCCCUGGGUCUCCUCAUCGCUCUUGAUGAAAAAGGAAAAGCUAGUGGAGAGCUCUUCUGGGAUGAUGGAGAAUCUAGAGAUACUUUCCAAAAUGAAGUUUACACUGCUUAUCAGUUUACAGCUACAGAGAAUCUUUUGGAUAUUAAAGUACUAAAAAGAGGAUACAUUGACCCAAACAACCUUAAAUUUGGAGAAAUAAGGAUCUUUGGCAUCAAGAAUGCUCUGGCAUCUGUCAUUGUGAAACAUGGACAAGGUGUCACAACUUUAUCACCAGAAAAUAUCAAUUAUAAUGCAAAGACUAAGGUUGCUCAGCUGACAGGUCUUCAACUAGAACUAGGAGAAUCAUAUUCAGUACAAUGGAAUUCUUUAGUAUUUGAGAAGAUUGACUGUCACCCUGAAGAAAAUGCAAAUGAAGCUGCCUGUAUAGAGCGAGGUUGCAAAUGGGUUAGCAAUUCUAAGCCUUCUGAACCUUACUGCUUCUACGAAGACGACUAUGGCUAUAUCCUGAAUACAAACAAGAGGAUUACACAAAGAGAAAAUGGAAUGAGUGCUGAAAUUAAAAGGAAUACAGCAUAUCCAGAGCGUUACAAAGGUCAGACCCCAACUGUGGAAAUCCUGCAGGUUGAUGUCACAUACCUAAGUGACAAUAUGUUGAAUUUUAAGAUUUUUGAUCCACAUGCAAAAAGAUUUGAAGUUCCAAUCCAACUAAACAUUCCCAGCUCAAAACCAGAUGAUGGUUCUACAAGACUUUAUGAGGUUACAUUUACCAAUUUUCCAUUUGGGAUCCAGGUCAAAAGGAAGAGUACUGGUGCAGUCAUUUGGAAUUCCCAAGUGCCUGGCUUCACAUUUACUGAUCAAUUCAUACAAAUUUCAACCCAACUCCCUUCACAAUAUAUUUAUGGCUUUGGAGAAACUGAACAUCGAAGUUUCAAACAUGAUCUGAACUGGAAUACAUGGGGAAUGUUUGCUAAAGAUCAGCCACCUGGUUAUAAAAUGAACAGCUAUGGGAGCCAACCUUUUUAUAUGGGUCUUGAAGAGAAUUUCAGUGCCCAUGGUGUACUACUGUUGAACAGUAAUGCAAUGGAUGUAACACUUCAACCAACCCCUUCUCUGACAUAUCGCACUAUUGGAGGAAUCCUAGACUUUUAUAUGGUUCUUGGUCCAACCCCAGAAAAUGUUGUUGAACAAUAUACAACACUUAUUGGUCGUCCAGUCAUGCCACCCUAUUGGGCCCUGGGAUUUCAGUUAUGUCGAUAUGGAUACAAGAAUACCCAAGAAAUUGAGAAUCUAUACACUGAUAUGAGGAAUGCUGAAAUUCCAUAUGAUGUGCAAUAUGUUGACAUUGAAUACAUGGAGCGGCAGCUGGACUUUAGUCUUGAUGUUAAUGACUUCCAGAAUUUGCCAAAUUUGUUUGAUAAAAUGAGAAGUGAAGGGAUGCGAACUAUUAUCAUUUUGGAUCCAGCAAUUUCAGGAAAUGAAACCAAACAUUACGAAGCUUUUACAACUGGAUUAGAUAAUAAUGUCUUCAUUAAAUGGAGUGACAAUUCUGAUAUUGUGUGGGGGAAGGUAUGGCCAGAUUUUCCAAAUAAAACAGUCGAUACAUCAAAAGACUGGGAUUAUCAAGUGGAACAUUUUCGCUCUUAUACUGCUUUCCCAGACUUCUUCCGCAACGUAACAGUAGAAUGGUGGCAUACAGCAAUAAAAGAAUAUUAUAAUAAAAGCUUGAAGUUUGAUGGACUUUGGAUUGACAUGAAUGAACCAGCAAACUUUGUUCAUGGAUCUGUUAAUGGCUGUCAUGAUAUCAAACUGAACAAGCCACCUUAUAUGCCAGCUCUUCAAUCAAGGCACAUUGGAUUGCAACACAAGACACUAUGUAUGGAGAGUGAACAGAUUCUAGCAGAUGGAACUCCAGUAAGACACUAUGAUGUGCACAACCUUUAUGGAUGGUCACAAACAAAACCAACACUGGACUCUUUGCAGAACAUAACUGGAGAGCGCGGGGUCGUGGUGACACGUUCAACUUUCCCAACUAGUGGCCAAUGGGCGGGACAUUGGCUUGGAGACAACACAGCUGCCUGGGACCAAAUGCAUAAAUCAAUCAUUGGAAUGAUGGAGUUCAGUCUAUUUGGAAUGUCUUAUACUGGAGCAGACAUCUGUGGCUUUUUUAGGAAUACUACCUAUGAACUGUGUCUUCGCUGGAUGCAGCUUGGAGCAUUCUAUCCCUAUUCUAGGAACCACAAUGGAUUAGGCUCCUUUAGACAGGAUCCCGUGGCCUGGAAUAAGACUUUCCAGAAUAUCACAAGGAAUAUUCUUCGUAUACGUUACAAAUUGCUGCCAUUUCUCUACACAUUGAUGUAUGAAGCUCACCAUCAUGGCAGUACAGUGAUAAGACCAUUACUUCACGAGUUUUUUAAAGAUAAAAAAACAUGGGAUAUUGAUCGACAGUUCCUUUGGGGUGGAGCAAUGAUGAUUAGUCCUGCACUGGAGGAGGGGGUGACUACUGUCCGUGCUUAUGUCCCUGACUCUCGCUGGUAUGAUUGGUUUACAGCCAAAAGCAUCCCUCAAAGACGUAAGUGGACUCAUAUGCCGACACCACUCGAUCAUAUCAAUCUUCACAUCAGAGGAGGUUAUAUUAUUCCCUGGCAAGAGCCAGCAAGUACUACAUAUUACAGCCGAAAGAACUUCCUGGGACUAAUUGUUGCCUUGGACGAUAAUCAAGCUGCUAAAGGUCGUCUUUUCUGGGAUGAUGGUCAGAGCAUUGAUACAAUUGAAAGAGGAGAAUAUUUUCUAGCUGAAUUCAGUGCUGCUAACAGCACCAUGAAAGCUAAAAUAUUGCACAACAGUCAGAAGAGUACAGCAAAUGAGCUAAAACUGGGAUAUCUCCGAGUCUGGGGAGUAGGGCACAAUCCGCCUACAAAUGUCACUGUAACUUAUGAGAACACAAGCCAUACCAUCAUCAGUUUCCAACAUAAACCUCAAUCACAGGAACUCUUUGUUGAAAUGACAGACAAAAUUUUCUACAUCGAUAAGUUGGUAACAAUUUUUUGGAAAACAACGCCCUAAAUAUCAAUUCAAGAAGUCUGAAUGAAAACUACUGACAUGUUAAUAUUUUUUGGGAGAAAUUUAUUAUUGCAUUUUGAUUAAUAAAGAUUUGGAAGGAACUUAUUGAAGAAAA
Molecule: messenger RNA, 5968 nt
Organism: Carcharodon carcharias (great white shark)
Lineage: Eukaryota; Metazoa; Chordata; Chondrichthyes; Lamniformes; Lamnidae
Gene: si
Product: sucrase-isomaltase (alpha-glucosidase)
Exons: 51
Coding region: 400-5856 (1818 amino acids)
Biological process (GO): carbohydrate metabolic process
Molecular function (GO): carbohydrate binding; alpha-1,4-glucosidase activity
Source: RefSeq, a predicted model, not a curated record